Syzygium oleosum is the source of this 2291-nucleotide messenger RNA. RefSeq names its product phosphatidylinositol 3,4,5-trisphosphate 3-phosphatase and protein-tyrosine-phosphatase PTEN1. NCBI's taxonomy places the organism in Eukaryota, Viridiplantae, Streptophyta, Magnoliopsida, Myrtales, Myrtaceae. The transcript is spliced from 8 exons. The coding region runs from base 165 to 1418 and encodes 417 amino acids. The record is from RefSeq and is a predicted model, not a curated record. Gene Ontology annotation, biological process: phosphatidylinositol dephosphorylation. Gene Ontology annotation, molecular function: phosphatidylinositol-3,4,5-trisphosphate 3-phosphatase activity; protein tyrosine phosphatase activity. Gene Ontology annotation, cellular component: cytosol.
CGGGAAGCAUUUCCAGGGUUCUUGACCCUUCGAGGCCCUCAAAAUUGCUUCGCAUGUCGUUACGGUCUGUUCGCAUUCUUCAAAUCGAAUGAAAAACAAAGCGACCCGGAGCUUCAUGUUUCGCUCAGGAAUUUUACCAUUUGUUUGGAGAUCAUAUCAGACAAAUGGGGCUGAAGUUUUCGAAGCAGAGCCAUGGGAGGGCCGACAACAUGAACUUAGCUCAUGCCCACCAGCAAGUGAUCCACUGUCUUAUCACAAACUUCUUCGUACGUAACUUGGUGUCCAAAAAAAGAAGGCGACUACUUGUUGGAGGCUAUGAUCUUGACAUGUCAUACAUUACCGAUCGCGUAUUGGCAAUGUCGUUCCCUGCAGAACGUAUGCGGGCCGUGUACCGAAAUCCUCUCUGGCAAGUCAAGUCAGUGCUGGACAUGAGACACCAGGGACACUACAAGAUCUAUAACCUUUGCAUUGAAGAAACUUACGAUCCGUUGCAUUUUUACGGUCGUGUGGAGACAUAUCCAUUCGAUGACAACCAUGUUCCCCCACUUCAAAUGGUCAAACAGUUCUGCGAGAGUGUGCAUACAUGGCUAUCUCGUGACCCAAAAAAUGUUGCGGUGGUGCAUUGCAUGGCAGGUAAGGGUCGGACAGGGUUAAUGGUGUGCACCUACCUUGUUUAUAUUGGGCUGUCUGCUGAGGAAGCUCUUCAGUUGUACGCGCAAAAACGAACAACCAACAAUGAAGGAGUAUCAAUACCUAGCCAGCGUAGAUAUGUUGGUUACUGGAAAAACACACUCUUGUUUCCCAAAGGAGCCGGUGCGGGACCUCCAGGCGUGAACUUGCCUCAUCCAUGUAAUAGGGAAUUGCGGCGAAUCAGACUCUAUGACACUGUCAACACUGAAUCGAUUUUCUUUGUAAUUUCGGAGCUACAAGAGAUACCUAAUCAGCUAUACCGACCAUCUAUGGAAGUUACCAAGGGUUGCUGCCGGCCGAUAAAGAAAGGAUUUCAAAGAAACAAUAGUCCUCGGUAUUAUCUUUCCUUCAAUAGAGGCGAGAUCGUAGGGGAAUCAGAGUCUGAGGAGCCUCAUGUCGUAGUCCAAAUGGACACCGAAAGCCCCAUACUCUAUCAAAAGACCUGUCUUGACUAUUAUUUCGAUAAGCCCUUACAUGUCACUGGCGAUGUUAGGGUCAUAUUCUACCAGAAAAUGAAAGGAGGGCGUCUCUUCUAUGCCUGCUUCAAUACUGCUUUCAUCAGGAAUAGCUUGCUCCAGUUCUCUUUGCGAGAUUUGGACAAAGUUGCAAGCAAAGGCAGAUCGAUAUGUGGCAAUGCGUUUUGCCUGGAGUUGCUAUUUGGUCCUGCAAAUACCAAGUGCUCGUUGCUGCCUCCAAGUGACGAUGAUUUGAGUGACGAUUCCUUUUGAUUUCACAAAGACAACUCCACUGGUAGUUAUUGCCGCAGUUACUCCAUUCGAAACAUGUUGAUCCUCGACAAGCUUUCUCAAGAUAGUGGCCAUUUCUGAUUAGAGCCUGGGUAGUGCUUCAGAAGGGUUCGACCGGAUUAAUUGGCAGGAAGAAGUUUUGUAUAGUAGAUUGUCGAAACAUCUCAGCAGAAGAUGAGGAUUCUCUUUCUUAUAUACUGUUGAGUUGGUUGAAGGAGAAAAGACUAGCUAAACUGUGUUAUUGAUUGAAUCGCUACUUACAAAUUUAUAAGCUGUAGAAGCUUAUCUCUAGGAACAGAAAAACAAUAAGAUCCCAAAAUACAAGGAAUAAAAAAUAAAUAAGAUAUUUAUCCUUAAUGAUAAGAAGAAUUUUAAAAACAAAUCCUAACUGAAAUAGGUAAAAAACUAAAUCCUAAAAAUCUGCUAAGGAUCCGCAACACUCCCCCUCAAGCUGAGUUGUACAGAUUGUACAUACCCAGCUUGUCUAGUAGACUUUCAAACAUUUUUCUGGAUAGGCCCUUAGUCAAAAUGUCAGCUGUUUGAUUCCCGGUAGGGACGUAUGUUAAACUGAUAAUUCCAUCUUCUAUCUUUUCUUUGAUGAAGUGUCUAUCUACCUCUACAUGUUUAGUGCGAUCAUGAUGAACUGGAUUAUGAGCAAUACUAAUAGCAGCCUUGUUAUCACAAUACAUCCUCAUAGGUAGCUCCCCUUGAACUUGUAACUCUUUCAUAAGACGACUCAGCCAAAUAAGUUCACAAACUCCGUGUGCCAAAGCUCGAAAUUCUGCCUCUGCACUGCUUCUAGCCACAACACUCUGCUUCUUACUCCUCCAGGUUACAAGAUUGCCCCAAAUAAAA